AAGUUGGUUGUUCUAUCUAGGAAGAAACAUAAUUAAAAAAAAUACAAAAAAAAAAAAAACUCAUUUUUGCUGGUAAACAAAAUUACAUUUUGUUCAUUAUUCUUCCCUUUUUUUUUUUGAACUCCCUUUCUUUGGCUUGACAAAAAAAUUUCGGCAAAAAUGAAUCGUUCAAUUAUUCCUCUCCUUUGUUCCUUCCUCUUCCUCUCCGCCUCCUCGGCCUCCGCCUUUAAUGUCACAAAAAUCCUUAGCCAAUAUCCCGAUUACACCAAUUUCAAUGACCUGAUAUCGAAAACUGGCUUAGCUAGUGAAAUCAACGCGAAGUCAACAAUCACACUCUUAGCUAUCCCUAAUGGUGCAAUUGGUGAUCUUACCUCGAAAUCAAACGAUGUUGUCAAGAAGAUCUUGACAACACACAUCGUUUUGGACUACUACGACACGAUGAAACUUCAAAAAUUGAAGGACAAGACUAGUAAAUUAACAACCAUGUUUCAAGAAUCUGGUAAAGCAUCAAAUGAUCAAGGAUUCUUGAAUGUUACUGCUAAAGACAACACGUUCGUGUUUGGAUCAGCUGUUAAGGACGCUCAACGCGAUUCAAGACUAGAGAAAUCCGUCAUGAAUCAGCCUUACAACAUCUCAAUUCUUGGUAUUUCUCAACCCAUUGUCACACCUGGUAUUGAUUCACCACUUUCACCAUCAUCAGCACCAUCACCAAAGGCGAAUACGCCUAAAAGUUCUCCACCAAAAGCAGAGUCCCCUGCUGAAGAGGAAGCAGAGGCCCCUACUGAGGAAGAUGAAACAGAGGCCCCUGCUUCCUCUAAGGAUGCCGAUUCGCCGUCCGCUGAUUCACCACCAGCUGAUGCUCAAGCACCAUCAUCAUCAUCUGCUGACAAAUUGAAGAUUUCUUUUGGUUUCUUUGUUGUUUUGGCAUCAAUGGUUGCAGUCUAUUGAAAAAAAAGUUAAGAGUUCGAGUUCGAUUUCUCAGAUGGUCACUCAAUCAAGUCAUUUUGCUGGUUGAAAAAAAAUAUCAGAACAAUUUUCUUAGAUAAUAACUAUUAGUUGAUCAUAUGAGAAAUCGAUUCCUAUUAAAAAGGGUUUUUGGUGUUGGAUUGUAGAGAGGCAAAAAUAAAUUGCUGAUAAAUCAUAUUGUACACAAGAUUUUUUUAGAUAUUAAAACUAAUAUUGUGAUUUUCCAAAAUAUAGAAAGAAGGAUAUGUUUAUUAUUAAAA
Molecule: messenger RNA, 1226 nt
Organism: Solanum pennellii
Lineage: Eukaryota; Viridiplantae; Streptophyta; Magnoliopsida; Solanales; Solanaceae
Product: fasciclin-like arabinogalactan protein 3
Exons: 1
Coding region: 160-948 (262 amino acids)
Cellular component (GO): plasma membrane
Source: RefSeq, a predicted model, not a curated record